AAUAGUUCAACGUAACACCAUGGCAAUGUGCGUUUGACAGAAGCGCUGCCUGUACGGUGUCAUACGGUUUAAACAUUCUUUCGCCAUUGAAAACGCAUCCGUUCAUUGAUUGAUAUGGCUGAUACACAAUCUGCUCCCGCAGCUCCAGCUGCCGUUACAAAAAAGGCUGGAAAAGCUGAAAAGCCAGCAGCUCCAGCAGCCGCUGAGCGUACACAACCAGUUUCGACCAGACGUCCACCAGCUCGUGGCCGUUUGUAUGCUAAAGCUGUCUUCACAGGCUACAAACGUGGCUUGAGAAAUCAACACGAAGGACAAGCUAUCUUGAAGAUCGAUGGUUGCCGCAAGAAGGAACAUGGUAACUUCUACGUUGGUAAACGAUGCGUGUAUGUGUUCAAAGCCAAAACACGCAAAUCAUUGCCACAAAAACCAUACAUCAAAUCACGAGUACGCGCCAUUUGGGGCAAAGUCACCCGAUUGCACGGUAGCACUGGCAGCGUACGUGCCCGAUUCCGCAAGAAUUUGCCAGGUCACGCCAUGGGACAACCAAUCCGUGUUUUGCUCUACCCAUCAAGAAUUUAAGCGAACAUCCCACAUUUAUUGAAUUACAAUGAAAAGCAGCCGUAAAAGGAUUUUGUUUCUUUGAAAAGAAACACUUAAAUUCUAUGCGGAAUGUUGUGUUAUCAAUAAAAGUAACAACAUUUGAGUAAAAAAAAAAA
Molecule: messenger RNA, 716 nt
Organism: Sitodiplosis mosellana (orange wheat blossom midge)
Lineage: Eukaryota; Metazoa; Arthropoda; Insecta; Diptera; Cecidomyiidae
Gene: RpL35A
Product: 60S ribosomal protein L35a
Exons: 4
Coding region: 115-579 (154 amino acids)
Biological process (GO): cytoplasmic translation; ribosomal large subunit biogenesis
Cellular component (GO): ribosome; cytosolic large ribosomal subunit
Molecular function (GO): structural constituent of ribosome
Source: RefSeq, a predicted model, not a curated record